Molecule: messenger RNA, 2374 nt
Organism: Lytechinus pictus (painted urchin)
Lineage: Eukaryota; Metazoa; Echinodermata; Echinoidea; Temnopleuroida; Toxopneustidae
Product: alpha-(1,6)-fucosyltransferase-like
Exons: 3
Coding region: 1-498 (165 amino acids)
Biological process (GO): protein N-linked glycosylation
Molecular function (GO): alpha-(1->6)-fucosyltransferase activity
Source: RefSeq, a predicted model, not a curated record
AUGCAGGUGAGGCGAACAGAUAAGAUCAAAUGGGAAGCCAAAUUUCAUGGUAUCGAGGAGUACAUGGUUCAUGCUGAAGAAUUCUACGAGAAAUUAGAAAAGAAACGAGGGGAAUCAAGAGGUGUGAGAAGAAUCUUCUUAGCAACAGACGAGGUUAAUCUUCUUGAUGAAGCCAAGAAAAAAUAUCCUGGUUAUGUGUUUGUGAGUGACAACAAGAUAUCUCAGUCAGCAAACCUUGCAUCAAGAUCAUCAGAGGACUCUCUGAAGGGAGUCAUCGUUGACCUACAUCUAUUAGCUCGUUCUGAUUUUCUUGUUUGCACGUUCACUUCCAAUAUUUGCCGACUGGCUUACGAGGUGAUGCAACAUUACCACGUUGAUGCUUCCAGCAAGGUCCGAUCUGUUGAUUGUGGAUACCACUGGCAUGGACAAAACCAUAAUAGCUCGGGCAAAUCAGCCAAGAUGCCGGAAUAUGAAGCGGCUGAGAACAUUCACUUGUAACCAUGAAUCUCAUCUUCCUUUCAUUGCCGGUCCUUAAUUUAUAAAUUAACCUUAUUGUUAUAAUUAUGAUUAUCAACAAUUUAUUUAAAUGACAUUUGUAUUUCAUUUUGCAUGAAGUUAGAUAUGAAUUUUGCAUUUAAAGAUAAUGAAGUAAUGGGUAGUUAUAUAAACAUGACUACCAAAAAAAAAUGUUUGAUUAUGGGUGAAUCAUAGGUGAAAAUGUCGUGUGUCGAACGGGACUCAGAACGGGACUAAACAAAUUCACCCAUUUAAAGCAUAUUUUGUUGUAAAAAAAUUGAAUUUCAUCGUUUGUUUGGACAGUAGGUUGGUAAAUGUUGCGAAAAAGGACGAUUUUCCUUGUAUGGAAUCGCCCUAUACUUAUCAGUGUUGUAGUCAAGGCUCAAAACUCCAAGACCAAGGCUUCAAUACCCAAGGUCAAGGCAAAGGCCAAGGCCUGAAAACCUCAAGGCCAAGGCUAAGGCAUUUCAAACUUUCGAUGUAUGUGACAAAUAUGAGCCAACAAUGCUAAAGACGGCAGACAUGGCACACAGGGCAAAAUGUAUAAAAGGUUUGAGCGAGCAAAAAUUUUGACCCUACGUACAUGUAAACGAAAAUGAUUUCAUGAUAAAGUUAGACAUACCGGUAAUAUUAAAAUAAUGAUGUAUUUACGUUUGUACAUUUUUUUCUAGGUGAUUUACAUUACAACGAGUAUUAUUACCACGGUCAUCUGAUCCUGACAUGCCCAUUCUCAACGUAUGUCUUUCUCUCCUCCCUGGGACAGGGGCGGCAGAAUGUAUUUUUGUUUGGGGGGGGGGGGUCAAAGCCAAAAAGGGCACUUAUAUGUCAAAUUGGGCAUUUUGGUGCAAACAUAUAUUUUCAAGAUGAGAUUAUCAAUCGCGUGAAGUAAUUGUGUGGUUUGUAGAAAUUAAGUUGAGCAAAGCCUUUUUAAAGUGAUUUAUAAUAGACAAAAUAUUUAUUUUGAUUUAGGCUUUACUUUUCUGCGAGAAAGCGUAACGAGUAAGCGGUUUUGAAAAAAAUCUAUUCUGAAGUUGUAAAACUAGAUUUUUGGUCAAUUAUGGCGCUAUAAUCACUAUUAAAAGGGCAUCCUUGCGAGAUUUCGCCAGCCCGAAUCACGAGCUCAAAUUUCUUGACAGAUGGUAUCAAGACAUGAAAAAUUAAAUAUUCCGAGCUGUUUUUGUAUUAAAAAAAUGGGUAACUACCUAAAGAAUUAACGCGAGCGCGAGGCGCGACCUAAAAUGUUUAAUAUACUGACCAGACAAGGUAGCUGUUAAGGACUGUAUUUAGUGACUCAUAAAUGGGAUACAUAACUCACCAAUCAAAUAAUGCUAGCUCAAAACUUUGUGACACUUCAACCUGAAAAAUUGACAUUCUAAGCAUUUAUUUGUAAACGGAAACAGAAUGAAUACCUUUACCGAACACUACUUGAUGCGAAAGUGCAGAACGCGAGCCAAAAAUUUGUGAUAUUCCAACCUGAAAACUAGACAUUCUAAACAUUUUUGUAACCAUGAACAGGAUUAGUACCGUAUUUAACAAUAAUUGAUGCGAGCGCGAUUCAAAAUUUGAUGAUUUUCGAACCUAAAAUGUAUCAUGUUUUACUAUAAAAAAUAAAAAGGGCAUUCAUUUGGGAAAUAAGGGCAUUUUCGAUUUUGGAAAAGGGGCUUUUUUCCUACAUGUAAUUUUUGUCGGGGAGGGGAAAGAGAGCAAAAAGUGCAAGUUGAAAUUUUCAAAUACUGACCUUAAAAUGAGUCAUUUUGAAAUAACGGUGCGCACCGCAAUACCCUUAGUUGGGGGAGGGCAAAUCUUUAUUAUUUCUUGAAACAGUAAAAUUUAGUUCUCUAUUAAACCAUAUUAACAC